AUGCGCUUCUCCCAAAUUCUCGUCCCAAUUUCCCUGGCUACCUUCAAAGCCAGCGGCGUCCUAGCUGGCGACGGUACUGGCGGUUCCUCCGGAGGCCCUGCUACUGCUCCUGCGCUCUCAGCGAAGCAUUAUCCAGGUGUCGGAACCUACAACCCUGCCCAGACUGCAGAGGAAUUCCCCAAACCGGGAUAUAUGGAGGGUCCCGACGAAAUCAGACGCGAAUCCUUCAAGGCUCCAAUGUGCACAAUAACUCUGACAAGGCGGAAUGGAGGCAAGUUUGUCCGGUUUAUCAGAGCCGGCACAGCAGGCGAAUUCACUUAUCAGAUCGAUAAACUCAGUCCAAAGAAGAUGUUCCUUGUCACGCCAAAUUUGCAAACAUGCCGUCCCCAUCAGAUAGAGGGAUCGCCGCCCAAAGGGUGGAAGUUGAGUGGCAGGAAACACAGAAAGUGGGACAGGAUAACGGACGCCUUUUAA
Pyricularia grisea is the source of this 474-nucleotide messenger RNA. RefSeq lists its product as uncharacterized. NCBI's taxonomy places the organism in Eukaryota, Fungi, Ascomycota, Sordariomycetes, Magnaporthales, Pyriculariaceae. Bases 1 to 474 code for a protein of 157 amino acids. The transcript has a single exon. The record is from RefSeq and is a predicted model, not a curated record.